Molecule: messenger RNA, 1703 nt
Organism: Juglans microcarpa x Juglans regia
Lineage: Eukaryota; Viridiplantae; Streptophyta; Magnoliopsida; Fagales; Juglandaceae
Product: probable pectate lyase 18
Exons: 4
Coding region: 69-1295 (408 amino acids)
Molecular function (GO): pectate lyase activity
Source: RefSeq, a predicted model, not a curated record
UCAUCACUCAAACCCCUCACUCUCCCUCCUUUUGCUCUCUCGCACAUUUCCUAUCACACAACAGGAAAAUGGCAAUCCCUCCUCCGCUCUUUCUCAUCACCUUCCUCUUCUCUGUCCUGCUCCCAACCCUCAUUUCCUCCUCCCCAGUUCAGGAUCCUGAGCUAGUAGUAAAAGAAGUGCAAAGGAGCAUCAACAAUGCGUCUAAGGCUAGGAGGAACUUGGGUUAUCUUUCUUGCGGGACAGGCAACCCAAUCGACGAUUGCUGGCGGUGUGACCACAAUUGGGAGAAGAACCGCCAGAGGCUGGCUGAUUGUGCUAUUGGGUUUGGCAGAAACGCCAUUGGAGGAAAAAAUGGCAAGAUUUACGUGGUCACAGACAGCAGCGAUGAAGAUGCAGUGAACCCAAAGCCGGGGACUCUUAGAUAUGCUGUGGUUCAAGAUGAGCCAUUGUGGAUUAUCUUUGCACGAGAUAUGGUGAUAAAGUUGAAGGAAGAGCUGAUUAUGAAUUCGUUUAAGACCAUUGAUGGGAGGGGAGCGAGUGUUCACAUUGCUGGGGGUCCAUGCAUCACUGUUCAAUUUGUGAGUAAUAUUAUCAUUCAUGGCAUACACCUACAUGACUGUAAGCAAGGGGGAAAUGCUAUGGUGAGGAGCUCCCCACGGCACUAUGGGUGGAGGACAGUAUCGGACGGUGAUGGGGUGUCAAUCUUUGGUGGGAGCCACAUAUGGGUGGACCAUUGUUCACUGUCAAACUGUGAUGAUGGGUUGAUUGAUGCAAUUCAUGGUUCCACAGCCAUUACCAUCUCAAACAAUUACAUGACACACCAUGACAAGGUGAUGUUGUUGGGUCACAGCGAUUCCUACACUCAGGACAAGGGCAUGCAGGUGACCAUCGCCUUCAAUCACUUUGGGGAAGGGCUUGUCCAAAGAAUGCCAAGAUGUAGGCUAGGGUACUUCCAUGUGGUUAACAAUGACUACACUCACUGGGAAAUGUAUGCCAUUGGAGGGAGUGCUUCCCCUACCAUUAAUAGCCAAGGGAACAGAUUUGCUGCACCAGAUGACAGAUUCAGCAAAGAGGUGACCAAACAUGAGGAUGCUCCAGAAAGUGAUUGGAAGCACUGGAAUUGGAGGUCUGAAGGAGACCUAUUGCUGAAUGGUGCAUUUUUUACAGCAUCAGGUGCUGGGGCUUCAUCAAGCUAUGCCAAGGCUUCGAGCUUAGGAGCAAGACCGUCUGCUCUUGUUGGCACAAUCACAACGAGUGCAGGUGCACUAAAUUGCAGGAAGGGUUCUCAUUGCUGAUUGUGAUAUCUCAACAAUUACAAUCCUUGCAAGUGAUUUGAAGUCUAGUUGAGAGGCUAAAUAUGUAGAAAAUUUUAGUAGAAAGUGAAGGGAGGGGGGAAGUAAAAAAGAAAAGGGCACAAGAAGCUUGGGGUCAAAUGUCAAUGAUCUCUAAGCCGAUUUACUUUUCUUGGCUUUUUCUUCACUCCAUGUUUUUCUCUUUCUACCCAUUUAUUUUCACUCUUUUUUUCUUUCUUUUUUCCACUUUUGACUCGAUUCUGAUGGUCACAAUGUACAACCUCGGCCUGUUACUCUUUAGUCCUUAGACCCAUCUCCUGUGGAUUCUGCUUGGGAAUCACAGUGGUCUUAGAGGAAGCAAGUGCAGAAGUGUUGCUAUACUAAAUGAUCUAUUUAUAACUUUUAUAUCAA